Messenger RNA from Chondrus crispus (carragheen), 1314 nucleotides. Its product is annotated as Glycosyltransferase, family GT47. Bases 1 to 1314 code for a protein of 437 amino acids. Lineage: Eukaryota; Rhodophyta; Florideophyceae; Gigartinales; Gigartinaceae. The record is from RefSeq and is a predicted model, not a curated record. The transcript has a single exon. Gene Ontology annotation, molecular function: glycosyltransferase activity.
AUGGCAUCCCUCCUGGCGCGAUGCGGCAACCUCGGAGUGACGCGCAUGCGCACGAUCUUCCACGCCCUUCUGCUGCUGCUGAUCUCCAUCCGCAUCUGCCGGUUCGUAGGCGCCCCAACACGUCUCACGGAUUCGCUGGCGGACGUCGCGAAUAGAGGCCAUCUCUCCGCGGAGCACAAAGGGAGCCGCAUCUUCGCGAGUGCCACAGCAGGCCAUCGUGACGUGCGCGUGUUCGUGUACAACUUGCCGCCUAAGUUUAACACGCUUCAGGUCGCAAGGAGCCAUCAGCAACCAGCCCCGAUUCGCGACCCGUACUGCGAUGAGAAUUUCUACAGCGCCGAGGUUUCGGUGCACAAGGGCCUGCUGGCGUCCCCAGCACGGACAAUGAACCCGGCGCAGGCCGACUUCUUCUACGUCCCAAUUUAUGUCACGUGCUAUCUCAUUAACAACCAUCCGAAUAACCUUACCAAAACUGGAAUGUUCUUUGAUGAGGCGAUGAGCCAUAUCGUUCACAAGUAUACCUAUUUCAAUACCUCGCAUGGGAGAGAUCAUGUCUACACGUUUACGCAAGGCUUUGGCGCGAGGCUGUCUGGUGUCAACUGGAAGAGCUGGCGAAACGGGAUUUUCCUGACUCACAAUGGAGAUUUCACAUCUGAGGAGUACACGCCCCGAAAAGAUAUCGUCAUCCCCCCCAAUCUGGGCCACUACAUCACGCCUGUAUACGUAGACAAGAAGCGGCGCGAAUCUCUCAUUUUGGAGCGGCGACGGUUCCUUGCGCAGUUUGGCGGACAGGCGUUUUCUUCCAAGAUUUCUGAUCACCGUGGAAGCAACUACUCAGGCGGUGUCCGGCAAUACCUAGCGUCCGAGUUGUAUGAUACCGCGGGCUUUCGUAUAACGGGAACGCGAUCCAAUGCGUAUCUAGACGACAUGCGCGAUUCUAUGUUCUGUCUCGCCCCAGAGGGAUGGCACCCCUGGAGCCCAAGGCCGUACUACGGUAUCCUUCUUGGUUGCAUCCCUGUCGUGUUGUCCGAAAGGCAAGAGCUCGCCUUUGAAGAUGCAAUCCCCUAUGACGAGCUUGUCGUGUGGGUGCGCCCGAACGACGUCUUUUCUUUGAAUGAGAUUCUUCGCGCGAUUCCUGCAGAGGAAAUCUUGAAGAGACUCAAACUGAUGGAGCGCAUCUGGUCGCUAUUCUGGUAUGGCGAACACCGAGGCGGAGCGCUCAGCGCCAUUCUUGGGGAACUGAGUCGGCACAAAUAUUCGAGCGCCCCGAGAAGACACUAUGCAAUGUUUGUGGGCCCUCGUCGCGGAAAAUAG